AUGGACAGCAUCCUAGACAAAGGCUAUGCAGAGGAGAUUACAAAUGCUGAAAGUGAAACAAAAAAUGAACGUAUUUGGUAUUUACCUCAUCAUGGAGUCAGACAUCCAGUGAAAGAAAAGCUGCGUGUUGUUUUUGAUUGCGGAGCCAGCUUUGGUGGAACAUCUUUGAAUCAGGAACUGCUGCAAGGACCAGAUUUAACAAGUUCAUUAAUCGGAGUACUUUUAAGAUUUCGUCAAGAGAUGGUUGCCAUGUUGGCUGACGUGGAGGCUAUGUUUUAUCAAGUUCAAGUGAGUGACUCUGAGACAGACCUCCUCAGAUUCCUCUGGUGGCCUCAUGGGGACUACAGUCAGCAGCUGGUGGAACACAAGAUGAAAGUACAAAUUUUUGGAGCUACUUCGUCACAAAGUGUAGCCACAUUUGCAAUGCAGAAAUGUGCUUUGGAUUUUGGAGAAGAGUUCCGCCAAGAAGCUGUCCAGACCAAAUUACUGGCUAAAGGAGGCUUCAGAAAAACAAAGUGGUCAAGUAACAGCCGAAAACUGCUCAACACUAUUCCAGCCAGUGAACGAGCUCACGGAUUUCAAGAUUUGGAUUUGGAUCAAGACUAUUUACCGUUAGAGAGAGCCCUGGGAAUACAGUGGUGUGCAGAAACUGACAAAUUCAAGUUUAAGAUCAACAUCAAAGAGCGCCCGCACACCAGAAGAGGACUACUUUCCCUGGUCAGUUCCAUCUUUGAUCCACUAGGACUCCUCGCUCCAGUUAUCUUGCCAGCCAAGAGACUUCUCCAGGAGAUCUGUCACUUGAAAUACUCCAGGGAUGAAGAGCUGCCAGACAGCAUUAUUAAGAUCUGGACUAAGUGGCUUUCUGGACUCAAGCAGCUGGAUGGAUUUGGAGUGGAUCGAUGUAUUAAAACCAGGCUCUUUGGCUCAUCCGUCUCAGCACAGCUUCACCAUUUUGCUGAUGCGAGUGAAGAUGCUUAUGGCACAGCGAGCUACCUGGUACUGCACACCUCUAAAAGUGACACACAUUCCACUCUCCUGAUGGCCAGAGCCAGAGUUGCACCACUGAAAACUCCUACUGUCCCACGGCUGGAGCUAACUGCAGCCACAGUUGCAGUGAAGAUGGAUAAGCUGCUAAGAAAGGAGUUGGAGGUGGAGCUUGUGGACUGUUUUUUGGACUGA
This is a messenger RNA of Boleophthalmus pectinirostris (great blue-spotted mudskipper), 1179 nucleotides long. RefSeq lists its product as uncharacterized. NCBI's taxonomy places the organism in Eukaryota, Metazoa, Chordata, Actinopteri, Gobiiformes, Gobiidae. The record is from RefSeq and is a predicted model, not a curated record. The transcript has 2 exons. Bases 1 to 1179 code for a protein of 392 amino acids.